AUGGCCAGGCUCCGCCCCGGCCUGCUGCUCCUGAUGGCCACGGUGGCCCUCACGUCCAGAGGUUUCCAGGCCUGGGGUUCACCGAAGGUGGUGAGGAAAUUCCAAGACGUCCCCGAAUCCUACGUAUACGUGCAGCAGGCACUGUGGUUCGCCAUGAAGGAGUACAACAAGGCUAGCAAGGACGAGUACACCUUCAAGGUGUUGCAGAUUCUGAAGUCCCAGGAGCAG
Lipotes vexillifer (Yangtze River dolphin) is the source of this 228-nucleotide messenger RNA. The record is from RefSeq and is a predicted model, not a curated record. Lineage: Eukaryota; Metazoa; Chordata; Mammalia; Artiodactyla; Lipotidae.